AUGAAUGCUCUAUUGUUUAAGCGAGAAGGCAACCAUGGUGGAAAACAAAAUGACAUAAAUUCGCAGGGGUCACUUUCUAGUACCGCACUUAAUGAAUCGUCCGGACCUUUAGACGAAAAGAAUCUUCCCAGACUGCCAACCCCGUUUGCGAGAAGCCUUUCCACCAUUCCUAGUUUUGAGCAAAUGAAACGUACCAAUAAACUGCCUGACUAUCACUUGAAAAUAGUUGUUGUGGGGGAUGGUGCUGUAGGAAAGACGUGCCUUUUGAUAUCUUAUGUCCAGGGAACAUUCCCGACAGAUUAUAUCCCCACUAUCUUUGAGAAUUAUGUGACAAAUAUAGAGGGCCCUAGGGGACAGGUUAUAGAGCUGGCACUGUGGGACACUGCUGGGCAAGAGGAGUACAGCAGACUCAGGCCGCUAUCAUACACGAAUGCCGACGUGCUGAUGAUUUGUUAUUCUGUCGGAAAUAAGACAUCGCUCCGGAAUGCUGAAGACCUUUGGUUUCCAGAGGUCAAACAUUUCUGUCCCUCCACACCUAUAAUGCUGGUCGGUCUCAAGUCAGACCUAUACGAAGCUGAUAACCUUUCAGAUUUGGUGGAACCUACUGUGGCAGAAUCUCUGGCCAAGCGGCUAGGAGCGUUCUCGCAUGUUCAAUGCUCAGCACGAUUGAAAGAAAAUGUUAAUGAAGUGUUUGAAACUGCCAUACACUCAUUACUUUCUGAUUCGUUAUACGCUACAAAGGACUCUACACAUACAAUCAAAAAUCCAUUCAAGAAAAACUCUGCCAAGUCAAGUAUCGAUUUCUCUGUUGGAGAUACCAGCAUCUCUGUCUCUAGAACGAAAAGACUAAGAAAAAACAAGUGUACUUUAAUGUGA
Saccharomyces kudriavzevii IFO 1802 is the source of this 876-nucleotide messenger RNA. RefSeq names its product Rho family GTPase RHO4 (gene RHO4). The transcript has a single exon. Gene Ontology annotation, biological process: small GTPase-mediated signal transduction. The record is from RefSeq and is a predicted model, not a curated record. Gene Ontology annotation, molecular function: GTP binding; GTPase activity. Lineage: Eukaryota; Fungi; Ascomycota; Saccharomycetes; Saccharomycetales; Saccharomycetaceae. Bases 1 to 876 code for a protein of 291 amino acids.